Messenger RNA from Camelina sativa (false flax), 715 nucleotides. RefSeq lists its product as uncharacterized. NCBI's taxonomy places the organism in Eukaryota, Viridiplantae, Streptophyta, Magnoliopsida, Brassicales, Brassicaceae. The record is from RefSeq and is a predicted model, not a curated record.
CUCACAACUCCACUUGUAACCAUUUUUUUUUUUUUUAAAUACCUCUUUUCUACAUACAACAAAAGGCUAAUUAAGAGACUCGUUAAGGCAUAGAUAAAAUGGCCAUGGAAGUGGCUGUGGAGCUGGGGCUUGAGCUUGAUGAUGAUGUCUUCUUCGCAGACAUAAGCAAGCAACUCAAUCUCUUAAUAACAGAUGAAGAUGAACAAAACCCUAUAUCACUUUCCUCGCCUGUCUCUUUCCAGGGUUUGUUCAGAGGGAACUACCAAACACCAGCAACACCAUACAUGAUGUACAAUGAGCAGAUCAAUUACAACGUAAGAGAGAGCAAAGGAACAGGAGUGUUCAUCCCACAAUGUUCUCAGCCAAGAAGGAAACAGAAUUAUCAGAAGAAGCAAGGGAGAUUUGGUUCCUUCAACCCCAAGCAACAGUUUCCUCACCAUGUUCAUGACAGCAAUCCUACAACUCUCAACAAAAACAACCAAGAAAGCAUCACCUUUCAUCAUGCUUCUACUAACCAAAGAAGAACCUACAGAGAUGCAGCAUCUCUCUUCACUUAGUCAAACAAGAUUCGAAGACAUGGAUUUGUGUCAUUAAUUCAUAAUUAUAUAUAAUUGAUUAUUAUUGAUAUUUAUAGAUUUUGUGAUGUUUGUAAAAUCAGCAAAUAAUAAGAAAGUAAUCAUCAAUCUAAAGGGAUUUGGUGUGAUUUAUUCAACAA